Messenger RNA from Pneumocystis carinii B80, 1948 nucleotides. RefSeq lists its product as hypothetical. The transcript has 5 exons. Lineage: Eukaryota; Fungi; Ascomycota; Pneumocystomycetes; Pneumocystales; Pneumocystaceae. The coding region runs from base 47 to 1948 and encodes 633 amino acids. The record is from RefSeq and is a predicted model, not a curated record.
UAUAUUCCUUGGUAUUUUGGAAGAUUAUUAGAUAUAUGAGACAAAAAUGCCCCCAGAAGAUCAUGCAAAUUCUGAUUUUAAACCUUCAGUUUCUCAAACAUCUACAAAAGAAUCCUUGACUCCAAGAAGUGUUAUAUCGAAGACUUUUUCAUUUUUUUCUCCAUCAGCAUGGAAGCAAAACUAUAAAAAUUCACGUAAAACAGAAAAUAAACCUCUAAAAUUUAAAAAUGAAAGCCAAGAUGGCAUGGAAUAUCGUAAUUGUUUUCAAGACACUUCUGAAUCAUUGGAAAAUGAUAAUAUUGUAGAAGAGGAUUUCUUUAAAAAAAGAAAAAAUGAUGAAUUUAAAGACACCUAUACUCCACAGAAAUCUUUUUCAUCUGAUAUAUCUUUUGAAGAUAAUAAAAAUAUGCUUUUUAUCAAUUCUAAUAUUCCAAAAAUGAGCGAAAAAGAUAUUUUAUCUGAUAGAACAUUAACUCCAAAUGAAAUUUUAUCAUCAUUUUUUUCUAAAAAAGGAAAUUCCCCUCUUAAUACUAUAGAAAUAGAGGGAGUUAUAAGUUUAAUGUCGAAAAAUACUACAUCAAAUAUCGAUUUUUCUUCUUUUGUUACACCUUUAAAAGCAUCACAGCAGUCGCUAUUUUCUUUGAAUAAUUCUGCAUUUUCUCCAACAUGUGAUUCUACUGUCAAAUUUGGAUCAUCCGUGUCUACAUUUUCUCAUUCUAAAAAAUAUUCUACUUUUGGACCAACUAUAAGUACACCAUUUCGUAAACGAAGAUCAACUAGAAGAUCCUCGUUUUAUAUGAAUAAUACAUCUAAGCAGCCGCUACCCUCUAAGUAUGAUCUUUUGGCGACAAUUGGAAUGAACGAAAAUGAAAACACUAAGUCUGGCGAUAAACACGAGCUAGACAUAAUGCUCGCACCAGAAGCAAAACGACGUCAUGUAGAUUCUACAUUUUUGGAUAAAAAUAGUUCUAAAAAAAUGCCUCUAUACAUUUCAGAAACUUCUCAAAACCUAAAUUCUGAUAAUUUUAAAUUUGCAAAAAGUCGCACAGCAAUAAAUAUUUUAAACAUAUUGGAUAAAGAGAAAAACGAAGAACAUAUUAAAACUGAAGUAGAUAUUCAAUCGGUCUUAAGUCCGUAUGCAAUGCCAUCUUCUAGAAGAACACCUUCAAAACAUGGAAUUAGUUCAAACAUUAUUACACAGAAAAAAAAACAAAAAUCUAUAGCCGAAAAAAUCGGGGAAACAAUGCAUUUUAAUGCAUUAUCAAAAUCUAUUAACAAAACAAAUUAUCAGACUCCUGAGAUUCCGUAUAAAAAAUACAAGCCUAUUAUUAGUUCAAAUUUGCAAAAUGUUAUUUCUCUAGGAACGGGAGAAAAUUAUUCAAAUAAUAAUAAUACUGAAAUUAAUGAUUUUAAAGAAUUUAAAAAUAUUUUACCACUUGAUAAAGUUUCUAUUCCUAAAAACCUGACAUCUGAUGAAAUUAUUUCAAUGAAGAAAAAUCCUAUAGUUUUUCAAACUUUUAAGGAUAAUAAAGAAACAUCUAAUUCUUUCUCGACAACAGGAUUUUCAUCUGAGCCAGAAAUUAAUAACAAACCAUUAACAAUUUACCCAAUAAAUAAGCAUAACAAUCCGGUAGCUACUGCAUCAUCUAGUUUCUUAAAUAAGGAUAAAAUUGUAUUUGGUUUUUCAGAGAAGGCUGAUGAAAUUGAAAAUACAUCUAUUAUUAAUAGUCCAUUAAAUCAAAAAAAUCAUUUAACUAAGGAAACUUCACAGACUACUGAAUCAUUGAAAUUUGAAAUUUUUAAAAUUAAUCCAAAUUUACUUCCUUGGUUUUCAUUCACUAUAUCAUCAUCUAAGGAAUUCAAAAAUAACUUAAAAAAUAUAUUAUUAAUUCCGGAGACACAAUUACGUAAAUAUAUUUUUACAACGCGUCCUAAGUGUUUAAUUUAA